Coregonus sp. 'balchen' is the source of this 6932-nucleotide messenger RNA. The record is from the annotation of a GenBank genome assembly. NCBI's taxonomy places the organism in Eukaryota, Metazoa, Chordata, Actinopteri, Salmoniformes, Salmonidae.
GGAGGACCAUGAUCAGAGCAAGAGGCACAUGACAAGUCACGUGAUUCUCCUCUGAUUUAACGUUCAGAACCGAACGUUAUAAAACACUUUGCCAGGUAAUUUACUAGAGGUGGACGUGUAGAAGUGUGCUGUAACUGAUCUUCGGCACACCCGACAAGCAGAUAACAGGUAAUGUAACGUUAUUUUAUUGAACUUCAUUUCAGUUUGCUUAGAAACAUGAGGUAUUUGAGAGGAACUCCGCAUCAGCUUUAGCUAGCUUUCUGGAUGGUUAGCUAACAACCCGCACAGUAAAAAGGCCAAUUUACAGCUAACAAAAGUGUAAUUUUUUUUGCUAAACGAGUAUUUAUGUCCUGAUUAAAAUAUGGUUGUGACGAGCAGAUGAAAUUGCUUAAAUUAUCUAUUAACGUUAGCUAACGAUAGUUUGAAAUGCAGCAGCAGUGUUGUUGUUUGGGCGGUGUUUGUUGUCAGCUUUGUGUGGCCUACUUUUAAAUUGGCAGCCAACGUUAUAACCUGAUUGUAUUCUUAUCUCAACUUGUUUUCUAUAUACGCGUGUGCAUGCUAUGAAGUCAAAAGUCAGAUUUGCAGAGCAUUUGCAUACAAUCUUGAAUGACUAACCAUACCUUGACUCAGACAUUUCUCAAAGGCAUCUUAUGAUGAAAGGGCUCUGACAAGUGCACGACCAUAUGCAAACAACAUGCCUGGACUGGUAUGUAACUGAAAUCGUAUGAAAUCCAGAUUUCACUUUAAACAAGUCUAUGCAAACAACAUGCCUGGACUGGUAUGUAACUGAAAUCGUAUGAAAUCCAGAUUUCACUUUAAACAAGUCUGAUAUCUGGAUAAGAAAUUGAAAGCCAGACACUCACUUAGUAAUUGUAUCUCAAAGCUACUCUUGUGGGUGUCGGAAGACAAGUGAUCUAAAAGAGACCUGUGACAACCCUAUUUCACUCUGGCCAGUGUACAGGCAUUUGUCUAGUACCAGCCUAGUGUUGCGUUUAGACGAGGGACUGAAAAACCCUCAUACCUGUCGGCAUAGGUCAAAGCAAGAAAGACGGUGACCGCAAAAACAAGCCAGCACGACGGUAUGCUUUGCUAUGGUGAUUUCAGUGAAAAUCAUCAUCCGGUAGAAAAUAACACUAUGGCAAAAGUUUAAAUAUUUCAACUUUGGUGGCAAGUCCCGUCUACCGUGGCGGCUGACUGCAUUCACCACCAACCUCAACGGCAUUUAACGUCGUGCUCUCUUUGAAAACAUUUGACAUCCUGUUUGCCAUCUACCUGGUACACGUAAACACGGCAUAAUACACAAUUCAACCAACCAAUGUCUUGAUGGUGGUUAAAUGAUUUAAUACAACGGGUGGGUCUAAUCCUGAAUGGCAUUCCAGCCGGUGUCUAUUCCACAAGUUACCACCCGCUAAAUCUAUGAAGUUAAAAUGCCUAUUUACUCUGUUCCAUCUGACUGUGCAAUCCACUGUCUCAUCAGCCCAGCCAGGCACGUUAUAAACAUUAUCUCCACUAUAAAAAGCAUCAAGACAUCAUGUCACAUUUCUUUUAGACUAACAUUUAGUUUUCAACAGCGGAGAUUUGCAUAAACUUUGCUCACUGUCUCCGACAUUUGCAACAUUGUUUCAAUAUCUUAAAUUCAAUCUCCAGCUGUCCCAUAGUAAUGAACAUGUAGGGGCCGGGACUAGACAGACAGGCAGGCAGCGUUUCUCAGCCGGUCGAAAUCAUGAAUCGGCUGGCAUUUUUAUGGAUAUAUCCAAAGAAAUGUCAAUUGAAAAAAAGGUAAAAUGAAAUAAAGUGCAGCAACUUUGCAGUCUUUCCAGCUUCAGUUUGAAGUGAUUGUGUUAGCUGUGUUGUUGGCUAGCUCCUCUGAACAACAGUGUCCUGACGAGAGCACAUUUUCUAUGCCAUGCGAAAUCGCGCCUCAUUAACUCAUUGUUAUGGAUGUAUCCAAAUGUAUAUCACUAGAAAACUGUUUAAACAAAUACAAAUGCGGCUACUUUGCUGUUAUUCUGGCUGCACUGUUUGAAUUGACUGUAAGUUAGCCUUAGUUGGCUAGCUGGCAAGCAAGGGAUAAGAACGUUGCCAGCCAGUAAGGCAAUGGAACAUUUAGAACAAACGACUGGGUCACGUCCAUAGAUACAGAACAAAAAGACUGAACGACUGGGUCGCGUCUCUAGAUACAGAACAAAAAGACUGAACGACUGGGUCGCGUCCAUAGAUACAGAACAAAAAGACUGAACGACUGAGUCGCGUCUCUAGCAACCGAACGGAUAGAACGAACGACCAGCCGGCUUGGGUAGCAACCCUAGAUUUGUGUCGGGACUAUAUCUUGUGGAAGGAUUAAAUAGUAUGAAUAAAUUCAUCAAAAUAACGUUAAUGAAAAUAUGUCAAUCAUUAUUUGAAUAUGUUGGUAACCCGUUGUAUAAAAGUGAUAAUGCCCUCGAAGCCGGUGUUUGGAGGAUAUAUAUAUAUAUAUAUUUUUUUUUUUUGGCGUGGUUUGUUGGUCAAUAUAUCCAGUACCAAUAUCCUCAACACCUGCUUCUCGGGCAUUCUCACUUAAGGGUAGCUCAAUCAGGAGUGUUGUGCUUAGCUGGAUAAAUCCUGUACACAAAGGUUCUAGACCAUUACACGGGGUGCUGAAGACGGAACAUUUGUCAUUGUGAUGAGGUUAAUCAUUCAUUUCAUAGCAGAACAAUAAAGGUGACUUCUGAGAAAUGUAGUUUAAUUUCCCCCUGUGGGUUUGUGAAAGCCUGCUCUUCCACUGCAGCAGACAGUUAGGUUAACAUGAUCUCUCCUCUCCCACCUUACACCCUAUGGGUAGGCUACUUCUUCAGCUCCAUGAGUCGCAGGCUAUGAAAGGCAGAUAGAUGUCUGGCAUGCUAAUCUGUUGCUUAGCUAUUUGUUGCUGUCAUAUUGUUCAAAAUCUGUUCAGGUAGUACCUACCAGUUUCACGCCCUUUCUAAAUGUUUUCUCCCUACUGAACAACACAGCGCUGCUUAUCACCUAUCCUUGACCCACUAAUGGAAGAUAAGGUGGCACUUUAGAAUUGCCAGUGAGACAGAUUGUUGCUCUGGGUAGUCUGUCAGACAAGAGGGUAAAACAAUGUCUUAUAGGCAUGUAUUAAUACAUUUACAUUUGACAUUUUAGUCAUUUAGCAGACGCUCUUAUCCAGAGCGACUUACAGUUAGUGAAUGCAUACUUUAUUUAUUUUUCCAUACUGGCCCCCCGUGGGAAACGAACCCACAUCCCUGCCGGCCAAACCCUCCCCUACCUUGGACGACGCUGGACCAAUUGGUCGAAGUUAAUACUCUUAACGUUCAUCAAGUCAAUAAAUGACAUCUGGAAGUCUUGGUGGUUUUAAUGUUCCUCUACCAUAUGACCCUGGCUAUGCUGAGUACAGGCAUUCUAGGGAAGCAAGACUUGGUUGUCUUUGCUGAGUUGAAAGAAGUCAGUCAUGUUGUCCUAAAGGUGAAUUCCAUGUGAAGCUACUUGCGGCUGACUCAUUCAGUCAUGUGAUUUCACCAUUGCACAGCCCAUUUCUUGGAAGUUGUGAUGUGACCACACACACACAACCCCCCCCCCCCCCCCCCCCCCCCCACACACACACACACACAACCACCCACCACAUGCUGUAAUGUGUGUUUAGGCCUAAUAUGCAUUCCUGUUUGUGUCCGGUUCCUGGUUAAAGUAGCCAUGGAAUCAUGUUUCUGAUCUGAACAAGGUAGGGCUGUGUAAUGGUGGCCAACAUUCUGUCUCAUCUGUAGUGUAAGUUAUUCUAUACCAUGAAUGACUUGGCAGUAUCGGAGACACAGACACACCCUUCAAUCUGCACUGGUAUUGAUCUGUGGACCUGAGCCAAAUCCAUUAGGCCUUCAAUGCCUAAUGGAGAGCCUUGCUUGAAUACGCCAACUCCAGUUGAGCUGAAGUGCUCUCCUCUCUGCCCUCUUGGUCUGCUGGUCUGUCCUGUCUGAGUGGCUUAGAGCUGCUGAAGUGUUUGUGUCCCUGCAUGACUGCAUGCGCAUGUCACCUGACUCCCUGAGGCCAGUAUGGUAGGUCUACAUGUGACAUUAGCUUUGUUUUGACCUAAAACAAAGCUAAUGGAUGGUGGGGGGUGGGUGGAUUGCAGUGGAUUGCGCAGUCAGAUGGAACUCAUGUUCCCAUGAUGCCGUUGUGUCCCUACAGGAAGUAAUGUGGCGUGUGGCAUUUUUGAUGCUGGUGUCUGGGCUGUCAAUCAGCUGGGCCCGGCCCCGCCUACCUCCGCUCUCCCACCAGAUGGUGGACUACAUCAAUGAGGCCAACACUACAUGGAAGGCUGGCCACAACUUCCGUAAUGUGGACUACAGCUAUGUUAAGAGACUGUGUGGAACCCUGCUCAAAGGACCCAAACUGCCCGCCAUGUGAGUGACUGAGUUGUAUGAAGGGAAUGUACAUGUGUAUUUGUGCUGCAUCCAGAAAGUGUACAAGCAGGAAGUGAACUGAUCUGUUAAUCGAAUUGAACUCCUUGGCUGCUGUACAGAUUGACUUUACCAAGAACACUACAUAGUAACAGCACAUAUUCAGUCAUUGUCCUCACCUGUUACUCACUCUCUCUCCUGUUCUUUCAUUCGGUCUCUCUUUCUGUGUCGCUCUGUCUCUGUAGGGUAGGUUGUAGGGUUAAUGGCAAUGUUGUCCUCUCCUCUGUAGGGUGCAGUAUGCAGGGGAUGUGAAGCUACCUGACAACUUUGACCCCAGAAUGCAGUGGCCCAACUGUCCCACUCUGAAGGAGAUCAGGGACCAGGGCUCCUGUGGCAGCUGCUGGGUAAGAACAGAGACGGACCCACACUGGAGGAGACCCCUAUCCUCAGACUCCUGUUACUGAACCAUGAAGUUGAGUGUGUUUUGACGUGCUUGUUCCUCUGCAGGCGUUUGGUGCUGCGGAGGCCAUCUCAGACCGUGUGUGUAUCCAUAGCAAUGCCAAAGUCAGCGUGGAGAUCUCCUCUGAAGACCUGCUCAGCUGCUGUGAAAGCUGUGGCAUGGGGUACGUGUUUUCUCAUUCACCUGCUCUGUGACAUGGGGUGCAUGUAAGGGAUCGGAGGUUGUGUUAGCAUUGCUUACUGUGUGUGUUCCUAGUUGUAAUGGUGGUUACCCCUCUGCUGCGUGGGACUUCUGGACUACAGAGGGGCUAGUCUCUGGAGGACUCUACGACUCUCACAUUGGUAUGUAGGGGACUCUCUCUCUCUCUGGUCUCUCCUGUCAGGCCCUACUCUUUCCCUCCCUGUAUCUAACUCUCCCUCUCUUUCUCUGGUGUCUCCUGAUAGGUUGCAGGCCCUACUCUAUCCCUCCCUGUGAGCACCAUGUUAACGGCACACGACCCCCCUGUAAAGGAGAGGAGGGUGACACGCCAGAAUGUUCCAACCAGUGUGAGGCUGGAUACACACCUGGCUACAAGCAGGACAAACACUUCGGUUAGUAAACACAUUCACACACUCAAUUUGAAUGUAUUCAAUGUAUGCUAAGUGGAUAGGUUUCUCUUGCCCAUGGAAACACACACUAAGCCCUCUCUCCUGUCCCCUAGGUAAGAGCUCGUACAGUGUUCCCUCUGAAGAGCAGCAGAUCAUGAAUGAGCUCCUAAAGAACGGACCUGUGGAAGGAGCUUUCACUGUCUACGAAGACUUCCUGCUCUACAAGUCUGGUGAGCACGCUCACCCUCUAUCACACAUUUCCGUCUUUCUGACACCCUAACUUUAUCUCUCUCUGUCUAGGUGUGUACCAGCAUGUCUCUGGCAGCGCAGUAGGAGGCCAUGCCAUUAAGGUCCUGGGCUGGGGAGAGGAGGGGGGAACUCCUUACUGGCUGGCUGCUAACUCCUGGAACACUGACUGGGGAGAGAACGGUGAGACACACUUACACAAAUUAUGUUACAACUCUGGACAAACUAGAGGUUAAUUCUUCUUCAGGAAGAUUGUGUGCGUGCUCGGCUACUCCUACACAAUGUGUGUUUUCUCUCCUGUCUCCCAGGUUUCUUUAAGAUCCUGAGAGGUAAGGACCACUGUGGCAUCGAGUCUGAGAUGGUGGCUGGCAUCCCUUUGUAACCAGGACAACAGUAACCAGGAAGUGAUUGGAGCGAGAAGCUGCAGAUGCACCAGUCCUCCUGUCCACUAGAGGGAAACCAUCUCCUCUUUCUGCCUGCCUUUUCUGGCUUUUACUCUGGUUCUAAUGCCCAAUUCAACCCCUAGGCACCUCUUUAGUUUCAAAAUAAUUGGUUUAGAAAAUGCUACCCUGUCUGAGGGAAAGGCGGAUCUACUAGCAUAUUGCUCAUACCUGUCCUAUCCUGAUUCCUUAUCAGAUCUAUGAGAAGUGUAUAAGAGGAGAGGCUAGGGGUCCAUUUGGAACUGGGCAUAUGUGAACUAUUGCUUUCUGUCUUUAGUUAAAUGUGUUCUUCCUAGUGUGUCUCAAUCUGUAGUGGCUUCUUCCCCUCGUAUCCACUCUGUCAUCUCCACCGAUCUGAAAAUGCAGGAUGGGUGAAAGAAGACACCUGUCCAGUUAUGUCAGUGCAGAUUGAGAGGAAGCAACAGUAGACUAUUGAGACUCUGUAGACGUCCAUCUUGCUUCCUGUGUUUGAUCAAUGGAGCGGUGGCUAGCUGUGCUAAAAUACCUCUCUCCCUGUACUAGUUUGCAACAAUCACAUCAAUUUACAAUUUUUAAUGCAUGAUGCUUUAAACACCUUUUUCUAGAGGUGAUUUUUUUUUUUCCCUUCGACGUGCUCACUGACUGCAUUGUACACCUUUUUGUGUUUUUAAAUUGGAUUAUAAGAGAAACAUGGAAGUAGUUUUAUACCGAUGGGGGGGGGGUUAUUUGAAUGCUGUGUUUUUAAUUCUUCUCUCUGUUCUGAUCAAAAGUGUUCUGGAAUGAUUGUAUUGAGUUGCAUAAAAUAAAAGCCAACCAACAUGUUUAA